Molecule: messenger RNA, 5543 nt
Organism: Melanotaenia boesemani (Boeseman's rainbowfish)
Lineage: Eukaryota; Metazoa; Chordata; Actinopteri; Atheriniformes; Melanotaeniidae
Gene: fgd6
Product: FYVE, RhoGEF and PH domain containing 6
Exons: 21
Coding region: 222-4016 (1264 amino acids)
Cellular component (GO): cytoplasm
Molecular function (GO): guanyl-nucleotide exchange factor activity; metal ion binding
Source: RefSeq, a predicted model, not a curated record
CACUGUAGCUGAAAACUUCGAAAAUGCUGAAAGUAUCUAGCGGACAGACUUUAUUCACAUAUCCGUUGGCGAGAUAAGGAAAAAGGGUGGUGGAUCUACUUGUUUCCCCCAUGAAGUGAUUUCCACUUUGACAAUGGUAUCGAAGGAGAAAAAAAGGCGGAUUUUCUCGCAAAUCCAUUGAAAGUAAAUUUACUCAUGGAGAAAGGAGCCAGUCGGGAGUCAUGAGCACAGGUGUGAAGAAGCCUCCAUUAGCUCCUAAACCUAAACUCCCUGCCGUAACCAAACCCUCUCCCCCACCCAUUGCCCCCAAACCUGGCCCUCUCUCCCAGUCUUCAGCAAUCUCCCAACGUUCUCCUGCUACUCUCAAGAGGGAAAAACCGGCUGUCGCCCCCAAGCCAUGCAUCCCCAGAUCCUCAGCCUGCUCUCCCUCUGUUUCACCCCCGCCACCCAAACCAGCUGAAUCCCUUAAUCAGUCUCAGGAACAGCAGGAGACUUUAAAUGAUAACCUUUUUCUUCUCAACUCAAAGAAUGGGAUUUUAUCAGAGACUAGCAGACUUAAAUCGGAUUACAUCAUUCCCACUUGUUCAUGUGGGCACGGGAACUGUUCCCUGUGUCAUCUUCUGGAAAAUGGAAAUACAACUGAAACAGAGGGGGAUUUUCACAAAGAGCCUUUGCAGAACGGAGUUUCCACAGAGGGAUUUGUUGAGACGAGGCCGCAGGAGAGUAAGGAAAACCAGGAGGUGGGUGCAACUGUUGAUAAGGGUGAAGGUGGAUGGAUUACCAAGAAGCCCAGGGAUAAACCUCAAAGACAUAGACACAAAGAGGUGCAGAGGACUGAGGAGCUGAAGGAGAAAAUUUCAGAAAAUACUGUUGCUGAGCCUGAUUCAAAAGAUGUGCUGGUAGAAGUCCAAAGCAUAGAAAUAUCAGACUCUAAGUCAGCCUGUGAUGUUGCAGGCAGCAUCAACGUCUUGUCAAAUGUGACUCCUCAUGAGUCUUCUGCAGAACACUCUCAGGUGGAAAGUAAAACAUCUCCUACCCGGUCUCACCCCGAUCUGCAUGUCCCUGCUGCUCCCAGUAAGCCUCUACCAGUCCCUCACCCACGUAAGCUCAAAAAGCCAGCCUUGGUGAGGCAGGAUGGGCUGGAGGGAGGUGCCCAGGAUCAGAUCGCAGAGGAACAAAAACAACAGUGUAAAACGCAGGAAGCAGAGGGAAAACUGACUCUUUCUCUCAGUUCAGAGAGUGAGGAACUCAAACAGGACACUCAGGGUGAUGACCCAUCCCUGAAGGACUCAGAUUUGGAAGAUAAUGAGACCAUUGCACCUGUGCCCCCUCCUCGUCAGACUUCCCUCUCGCCUCGUUUACAAAGAACAGUCCUUAACAAAAACACCUCCCACUCUUUAGAUCUACUCACACAACCUGAGUCAGUGAGCCAGAGUAAAGAGGUUGAAGAUGAUGAGGAAGAUGGGUACGGUGACUUUGAGCGGUACCCGAUCACCCACAGCCUCCCCAAACAGAUCAAACUCGGCUGUCAGCCCCCCCUAGCCAGCACCAGGAAGGCCUUUUCCGCUGACGAGCAGCAGUCACCGAGGGCGCCACCUAGAAAACCUCAGAGACACAGCCUGCCAACACCUCCUCCACCUUCCAUCUGCCCUCCUGCUCCGCCACACGGCAACACCCCCAUGAGGGAGUUGCCUGCUCCUCCUCAGGAGAAGACCACGUGGCGCUUCACGCGACCCUGCGUGACUUUUUUCAGCCGACAGAUGCCCACCAGGAGCAGCAUGCCACCCAAAAGCCGAGCCCCGAUGCUGGGGGGCAAGCAGAGAGCGCAGUCAUUCUCAGCAGCUGACCUGGCAACCCGGGUCAACUCGCAGAAGAGGAGCCUCUCUUUCCGUAAGUUGCUGGAGCUCCGGCUGUCAGUAAAAAUGCUGCCAAAGCUGCUGGCCAAGGGAGGGCAGUCGCUGGACUGUACCAGUGUGGAGUCAAACGGGGGGGAGAAAAGCCUGCAGAGGCCCAACAGCUGUAUCGGGGAGGCUGACAUUUGUGGAGAAGGUGUAGAGGGAUUGGUGGAGUACGAGAACGUGCCGCUGUAUGAGGAGAUCCCAGAGUAUAUGAACCUGCCGUUUCACAGUGCGAGGCUGGGCUGGCCACAUGACCCGGAUGCAGCCGAUUCAGACAUCUAUGAGGUUCAGGAUCCCUAUCACAGAUCCCAGGAUGAUGAGUAUGAAAGUGACUGGCUGAAGCAGGAUGUCCACUCUGAGGAAGAGGAGAUGCAUAGUUCAGAUGAAGAAGAGAGCAGCUCCACCUCCAGCAAGGAGCACCUGGACGAGGCAGACAGACAGCAAGAGGACGAGAUGAAGAGGAAGAAGGUGGUGCACAUCGCCCAGGAAAUCAUGAGCUCGGAGAAAGUGUUUGUGGAUGUCCUGAAGCUUCUUCACAUAGACUUUCGGGAUGCUGUUGCCAAAGCAACUCGUCAGAAUGGGAAGCUGGUGGUGGAUGAGCGGAUCCUCAGUCAGAUCUUGUACUACCUGCCUCAGCUGUACCAGCUGAACAAGGACCUGCUGAGAGAGCUGGAGGAGAGGGUGGCACACUGGAGCGACCACCAGAGACUGUCAGACAUAUUUGUCCAGAAGGGUCCUUACCUGAAGAUGUACUCCACCUACAUCCGCCAGUUCGACAACAACGUGGCUCUGCUGGACGAGCAGUGCAGGAAAAACCCUGCCUUUGCUGCUGUAGUCAGAGAGUUUGAGAUGAGCCCGAGAUGUGCCAGCCUGGCUCUGAAACACUACCUGCUGAAACCCGUGCAGAGGAUCCCUCAGUACCAGCUGCUGCUCACAGAUUAUCUAAAGAACCUCCCAGAGGACUCAGAGGACUAUAAAGACACACAAGCUGCCCUCAGCAUAGUGAAGGAAGUGGCCAACCAUGCUAAUGACAUCAUGAAACAAGGGGAUAACUUUCAGAAGCUGAUGCAGAUCCAGUACAGUCUUAAUGGCCACCAUGAGAUCGUUCAGCCUGGCAGGGUGUUUCUGAAGGAGGGAACUCUGAUGAAACUUUCCAGGAAGGUCAUGCAGCCACGCAUGUUUUUUCUGUUUAAUGAUGCACUCAUGUACACCACUCCAGUCCAGUCUGGCCAGUAUAAACUCAACAGUGUUCUCUCUCUUGCUGGAAUGAAGGUGAGUAAGCCCAGUCAGGAGGCCUAUCAGAACGAGCUAAACAUAGAAAGUGUGGAACGCUCCUUCAUCCUGUCUGCCAGCUCAGCUACAGAGAGAGAUGAGUGGUUAGAGGCCAUCGCCAAGGCCAUAGAUGACUACACAAAGAAGAAAAUAACUUUCAUAUCAAGUCGAAGUCAAGAAGAGGCUGAGGGUGUUGUGGACAGUGGGGCUCCUUUAGGUUCAAAGGCUCCCAUCUGGAUCCCAGAUCUGAGGGCCACCAUGUGCAUGAUCUGUACCUGUGAGUUCACCCUCACAUGGAGGAGGCAUCACUGUCGGGCCUGUGGAAAGGUGGUGUGUCAGGCGUGCUCUGCCAAUAAGUACUACCUGGAGUACUUGAAGAACCAGCCGGCUCGUGUGUGUGACCACUGCUUUGCCAAGUUGCAAGAGAAUAGUGACCGCUGUGCCUCCACAUCAGUGUCUCCUAUCAAAUCUGGAGCGUUCUCCUUCACCAGAAAGCAGAAGAAGAUUCCAGCGGCGCUGAAAGAGGUUUCUGCCAACACAGAGAACUCCUCCAUGAGUGGCUACUUAAACAGGUCAAAAGGCAACAAGAAGCAGUGGAAGAGGCUGUGGUUCGUCAUUAAGAAUAAAGUCCUGUACACCUACGCUGCCAGCGAGGACGUCGCAGCGUUGGAGAGUCAACCCUUGCUGGGUUUCUUCCUGCGGGAGGAGAAAAACGGGCCGGCUCAGAAACUGCAGUUCAAGCUGUAUCACAAAAAUACACUGUUUUACAUCUUCAAAGCUGACGACAUCCCCACAGCACAGAGAUGGAUCGAAGCGUUCCAGGAAGCGAUGAUUCUCGAACAGUAGACAUAGAGUCAGACAACUUAACGGCCCCCAACCGAUUGAUGAUCAGGGUUCACCGGCUCAGGAAGGACUCCGGGGGGAGCAACUACGCCACAAACAAGGGGACCAGAAGGCUUUGCCCUCCAGGAACUGGAGUCAUUUUGUCUAAACGUAUUUUAAAGCAGCAGCGCUCUGAGCUCAGAUAAGAGCAAGUCAUAGCUGUGGGUCAACGGUCAAGUCCAGGAGCAUGUAUGUGGAAGUGUGACUAAACAGCUGUGUUGGACGCUGAAAUCUGUCUGAAAUCUUUGGAAGUUUAAAGUCUGGGAAAGAUUUUUUUUGUUUGUGCUUUGGGUAAAGGACUCACUUCUGUGUGAAUCUAGAUAUAAAACUCCACCUUAAUUCAGAUUUCAUAUUGGCCAAACAGAUGUGUUAAAACCUACAAGCUUAACCUAAAAUAUUCAAUGUGAUUGCAUCAAAAUUAUUUAAAUAGAAGCGUUUAUUUAACAAGGUGGAAAUUCACUGUGAACAUCAGGCUUUAACACAGAAACAGGAAGUGGAUAUUCUACUUUUUAGGUUCAUCUCUCUGGUUAAUAGAUUUUAAGUGUAGAUUUUUAAACUUAAAACACCAAAACAUGUUUCAUAAUUAUGGUUUUAGAAAAGACAACAUCCUGGAGACAACUAGAAAUGUCACAAAUUUUGUAGAUAUUCUAAAUACAAAUUGUAUUUUUGCCCUUUUUAGCCAGAUGGUUAGAGGGUGAUAGUGUGUAUAUGAAUAUAAAAGACCAGCAUUGACCUUCUUUUUUUUAAAGCCAAGAGCUAAUAUUUAUAAAAUAGGAAGUUAUAUUUUUUAAAAAGUGCAGGCUGCCACUUAUUUUAAGAGUCUAGGUUUGUUAAGAAAAAUCUUUCAAUCAGAAUCAUUAUUUUUAUGGGAUUUUUUUAUGGAGUAAGCAAUAAAAGAAUGCAUGAAUUUUCCUUAAAAGAAAUUUCAGAAACAAGUUUAGAAUUGAACAUUUUCUUUCGAGAGACAUGGUGCCUUUUUUUAUAAAUGUUUUAUUUUGAGAUAAACUGUAAUAAUUUAGGUGCUUUGUUUGAAAUUUUACCAUCCACUCUGCAAGUGGGCUCACUUUAUUGCCAGGGUACUAAAAGUUUUUACUUCUGAAAGCAGCAAUUUAUCAGUUUUCUUCAUAAUUUGCAAUGUUACAACACUUGAUAAUAACAAAGGCAUUCAUGUAGAAACCUGUUUUUUUGUGUGUGUUUGUGAAGAAGCGAAACAGUUAUCUCAUUAGAGCUGUUUGGCUCCUGUUAACUCCAGAUUUUAGCAUUUGUAAGAAAAUGAUCUACUGCAGCCUGAUAUGAAGAUGAGUCUAAAACAUUUCUCCAUGGUUGUACAUUAACAUUUGUAAACACUCUUUCAGAGAUAGAGUCUCUUAUACACAUGUUUAAACUGUCCGGCAACAGUUUUUAAUAAAAUAUGUAUAAAUACAUUACUUGUCCUUGGAUUUCAUUUUGGUUUUGUUAGACGAAAUGAUUAAAAAGCAGGGAGCUGUGUGG